AUGCCUUUCUACUCAGCAGCUUUCCUCUGCGUCGCCGUACUGGUGCCGUUUGCGCACGUCCGGGCCGACUCCACGGUCUUCUCUCAGUUCAUCGGGGCGACGACAGCGUCCGGCCCCAGCUCAGGGGACCUCGCUCCUUCAUUCACCCUCUGUACUAACUACCUCCACGGGUUACCCGCUCUCACGAGCCUCCCAUCCAGCUUGUCGACCCAACUCGAGCAACAGGCCGUUGACGGCGUCUGCCAAUUCUGCACCAGUCUCGAUCAAUCCCGUAUCGACUCCUGCUGCAGGCAGGCAACAUCCUCCGCCUGUUUCGACCAGUUCGCCGGCGCAAAUACUGUACGGACCACGCCGGCCUCAGCCAGUGCGACCCCAACCGCCACCUCAGCCGGCGGCCCGACUUUAAUGCCCCCCAACUCCUCUAACAGCGGUGUAAUUGCCAGGAAGAAGGAUACCCUUGCCGGUUCCUUUGUCGCAGUUAUGGUCGGCUUCGCUGGGUGGAUUUUAUAG
Molecule: messenger RNA, 510 nt
Organism: Endocarpon pusillum Z07020
Lineage: Eukaryota; Fungi; Ascomycota; Eurotiomycetes; Verrucariales; Verrucariaceae
Exons: 2
Coding region: 1-510 (169 amino acids)
Source: RefSeq, a predicted model, not a curated record